Molecule: messenger RNA, 6272 nt
Organism: Zootoca vivipara (common lizard)
Lineage: Eukaryota; Metazoa; Chordata; Lepidosauria; Squamata; Lacertidae
Source: RefSeq, a predicted model, not a curated record
AUGUCCUACGGUUCGCUAGGAGAAAGAGCGGGGCGGAGCCUUCUUUAUCUCCCUUAGUGCCGGAAAGCGCGAGUCAGGGUUUUGUUUUGUUUUUUGCGACGGGGAAGGCGGGUCGCUCGGACUUUCGAUGAGGAGGUGUUAGCGCUGCUUCGAUGGCUAGGCCUAGAAGCUGGGGUGGGUUGCCUAGCAACGCACGGACGUUCGUUGUAGUGAUGCUGUUGGAGGGCCUUGCCGGGGGUGGGGUGCUUUGCGCUCUCGGGACGCGGUGGUAGAGCCCUAAGCGGGUUGAGUGGACUGUACCACACUGCACGUGUGUGUGGGGAGGGCAUCCUUUAUUAUGAGAGGCAGCGUGCUUCAGAAAACCGGUUGCUGGGGAUCGCGAGCAGAAGAGGAGUUACAGUAUUAUGUUUUGGCUCUGCUUGUGGCCUUCCAAAGAGUCAACAAGAUGGUGGACUACUGUUAUGUUGCAUUUAUUUCCCACCUCUCCCCCUCCCCCCGCCCAAGGAGCUCAAGUUGUGCCUCUGUUUGCCUCUUUAUUUAAUCCCCACAACAACCCUGUGAGAUACACCAGAGAAAAAGCUGCAUGAAAUGAUGAACUUUCCCUGCUUAUUGGAGAACCAACUCAGAUCUCUGUAAUGUGAAUGUGAAAAGAAUGACUGAAAAUACCAAAUUUUCCCACAAUGGGGACUCUCUCCAGCAAAUGUAUGAUGAUAUGCUGGUAGAUGCCUUAUUUCUGAAAGAUAGUCAUAUUUGUGCAGCUCUUCUAAAUCCUCCUGUAUCACUGCAACACUUGUCAUCAACAAUUAGCAAAUCAUGGGCAAUGAGUCCGUUUUCUCCUAACACUGGUGCUCGGAACUCUUCUGAUCCAGCGUUUACAGCCCUCAAGACAGAUGAUGAGCCGGACACAUCUGAAAGUGUGAUUCGUUCAGUAUGCCAUUCACGAGAAAUUAUGCUGCUUCAGUUAACCUUGAUCAAGAUAAUGCUAUCCAAAAUGCAAUCCCAAGGGGUGGCAGUUGAAUCAAAACAGAAAUAUGUAGAGAUUAUUAGAAUUCUUCUGAAAGAAGCCAACAUAGACUCAAAAUUAAUUCAUCUGUUACUUAUUUCUGAUAAACAACUAUCUUAUCAGGCUUCCAAAACUUUGGUCUUCCUUGUGCAUUUUCAACUAACAGAAGAGGGUUCCCUGAACAGCGCCUGGUUUGCUUUUUGUUCAGAGACUUUGUCUGGGUUUCCCAAGAGCAGUCAUGUAGCGGAAUGCCUGUGGACUCUUACAAACGUGAUCAGUGAAAUUUUAAAAGAUGAAGGAUUGUGCAAAGGAGGUGGGCUACAGAAGAUUCUUACUUCUCUUGACAAUGUGCUUGAAGACUUUUACAACCGCAUUCCAUCUUCUUAUUCUGAGAUUGCCCAAGAUAGCCCAGUAUCUGCAAAAGCCACAAAUGACUUGAGCAGCUUUCUGGACCUCCUUGAACUACUUGUGGCCUCCAGAACUCAGGCACCACUGAACCUUGUCUGUCAAAGGAUGUUGCUUUUGAACGUUUCAUGCGUGUUGGGUCUUGUCACUUCACCCGUUCAUGAUUUAAUCAAGAAGAAAGCUAUCGUGCUGCUCAAGAAAUGUGUUCUUCACAAGGCUGGUGAAGACCUAAUCAAAGGAAAGGUGCCUUCUUUCUCCCACCCCAACCUGCAUUUUGACAAGGACAGAUUAGUGUUUGCUGAUGUUGUUCUGCAGUUUGUAGCUACUGGGUGGCUGAAUCGUUUUACCCUUAGUGAAAAGGCGAGCCACUAUGGAGGCAGUCAGGUGAAGCCAGAAGUGGGUUUUUGUUACAGUCCUGCUCAAGUGACCCUAAGAGCCCUAAGCUUGGUUUUGCUUAAAGCUUUAGAGGUUAAGAUAACAGAUUCUGCAUCUGAAGCCGAAGCCCGAGUUCAUCUGGAGAGUAUUAUGCACCCACUGCUGGUAUUCUUAAAGAGCCACGUGUGGUCAUCUCACGCAUCUGAACAUCCUUGCGCAUGGCUCUCUGCACUGUUCAUAGAACAAGACGACGACAUGUUGGAAGCUGCGAAAACUUUAUUAACAGUUCAUUUAAAGUUUGAAAGGUUCUGGCAUAAAGCUGGUCUUUCCUUGUGUCAUUCUGAUGAUGGAACCUGGACUGCUUUUACACAUCAGAAUGGCUGUAAUCCCCAUUGUAUCUUCUUAUUUCUGCUGAAAAGUAUUUCAUUUGAUGCCACAGUUCUACUUGAUUUCUUGAUUUCAUCUGAAACCUGCUUCUUGGAAUAUUUUGUAAGAUACUUAAAGCUUCUUGUACAAGACUGGGACCAUUUUGUCAAGAUUUCUAAAUACUUCAAGACCACCUCUAAUGGAGAGCUCAGCUUUUCUAUGGUGAACUUCUCCUGCCAAGAAAAAAGUGCCUACCGGCUAGACUCAAAUUUGCAGGAUGCUUCAUAUGAUCCCCCAUCCGGUAUUGAUAUCCUUUCAACCUCUUUCCCAAAUUUGUCUGCACUGUGGCAUACUGACAGUAAAGCUGCAAAACCCAGCAGGUCUAACCUUUUGCAAGAGUCUGAUAAUACGUCUUCAGUGAGAGCCCUUCAAAGGCUGGUGGACUAUGAAAGCUCAGAAGAUUCGGAAGUGGAAUCGAUAGAAGAGGAGAGUUUGGCAGACAUGAGGCAGACGCCUUUAGAUCGAGCUUGUGCAGAAGUCACUGGCCUUAUGGAUGUGGGUGGCCAGACAGAACGAUGUGUGUUGCUUCGGGAUACUUUGGAUACUUCCUCACCUUUUCACUCCACAAUUUUGCUAAAUAAACUUGGAUCAGAAGAAGGGGUGCUUCAAAAAUCAGUGAAGUGUUUACAACAAGUGCAUGAGUCGGUUUCUAGACUACACAGAAGGAACCUCUUUCCGUACAAUCCAAGUGCACUCCUGAAGCUCUUGACUUCUGUUGACACUAUUAGUAGCGAGCACAGAUCUGCUUCAAAGCCGUUCAAAGUCUAAGGAUCUGCAGUGCCCACCCCCCACCUUCACCCCCUUACAGGUUUUCAAAUGAGUUUUUCCAGAAGCUUAAAGUUUACCAGUACCUAUGGUCAGAGGCACGUUCUUUGGGAUUUGUCUAUGGGUCAUUAAAAGCUGAUCCAACUGGCUGAGAAACGCUGACUAAUCCAUUGAUGUGUUUAAGUGUGAAAGUGUUUGACUGGAGGAUAUGGUCUUGCCUGUGGGUAUGUAUAAUUCAGCUACCGGGGGGGGGGGACUUUAAAAAAAGAAAAAAUAAUAAAAUAAAACCCUGAAUUUUAUUUUUGGUCUUCUUGGUACAGUACUCCAUCCCAAUGGAAAUGCAUAACCUUUCUCAACAGGAAUAGCAGUCACUUUUAAGAGAUAGUAUGGCAGCUGUGUCUAAAAUAAUUAAUCAGAAUCAAAGUUAAUACUUUUAUCCAGUGCUGCUGUUCUGCUUAUGCAACAGACUUCAUCCUGCACAUUGGAACUUCUCCUUCACCUCCCCCCUUGUUGCACCCUCAAAAUCUGCUCCAAAGGAUUGAGGGACCAGCCUGAGAAUUUGGAGGUGCACAGGGAACUCCUGUUGCUCAGUAUUUGAUGCAACUCAAGAGUUUCAAUCUUUUAAAUAGGUUGUGAAAUGAAAGGCAUGGGCAAAGGAUAUUACUUGUGACUGCUGCAGAAAAUCUGGAUCCUGGGAGUAUUCUGCCUCUAAUAGGCUUUUAUAACUUGUUGCCCCACAGCAAACUGAACACAGUCCACUUACCAUAUACAGUGGUACCUCUGGUUACGAACUUAAUUCAUUCCGGUGGUCCAUUCUUAACCUGAAACCUUUCUGUAACCCGAAGUGUUUGUAACCCGAGGUACCACUGUAUGAUGGCCUAGCAGGGAAUCAACGAGCCUUCUCUUUUUCACCAUGCAGGCAGCAAAAACACUGAGUGUACCAAGCAUCUGAAACAUCACAGCACUUCUAUGGGGACUGUGUUCUGCCUGGUGGGUUACCACAGGUCUGCAAAUGUUCUUCAUUUACCUGCUGCAUCUGAUAUAUAAGAACAACUUGCUUGAUACAUAACAGGCCUGCAAAAAUAGUGAUUCUCAAAGCCAAAUGUUGUCAUGAUGUCAACAUAGGUCCUUGUUCAAAUGUUAUACAUGCAUGCAAAAUGCCCAGGGUUGUGCAGUCCAUGGGAAUGUGUCCAUUACACACCAAUUUCAGGGGGAAAUGCCAAGAAAACACAGGCUUCAAUUGCAGGUUUGAAACUUACUGAGUUUCUUACAAAACAUUGGGCAAGUUAGUAUAUACAGAGGUAAAUCUCUGCAAAGAUUUCAAAAGGAAAAGCCUGGACCAACAGGUUUACUUGGAGCAAGGAAGAAACAGAAACAAAUAAGAGGCAAGGAGAAUUAUUGGGAGGGGAGGGGCACUAGGACUGCAGUAGGCUGCAGUGAAGCCCUAAAUGCAAUAGGAUGAACUCUGAAUGUAGUUGGGAAACAGAACUCACUUUCUCAACUGUCACCUGGGAGCAGUGUUCUAUUAGAUUGUUCCAGUGUCAGAGAGAUAGGAAGCAAAACUUACUCCAUCAGAUGUGCUGUAACAGACCAGGUCCCUUGAGCACCUCCUACUCCUGAACUGUGCCAGCUGGUCUUUGAGAACAACUGUUUAGGAACUGGCUUGAAUUUGAUUCUCUCUUCCCCACUUCUCCCCUCCCUGACCCUUUCCCCUUAGGUUGUAAGCCUGUAGGCAGGGAGUGCCUUGUUCUAACUGACUGUACAUAAGCCAGCCUGGGAGCAUUUUUGUUGGAGGAGAAGGUACAGAUUCUGCAAACAAAUAAUAGUAAUAAUAAAUUAUGCCGAUUGAGAAAUAAGAGAGAGAAAUGUAAAGUUUGAAGCGACCUGCUUCAAAGAGAAAAUCACACAUCUCAAACUGCAAAAUACUGUGGUUUGGAAAGAAUGUAUUUCCCAUACCAGAAAUGUUUCUUCCUGGAAAGAAGAUAUAAGGAGGGCAAUGAGUUAUCUACAUAAUAAAUUGUGCCAUUAUUUCUCAUUUGAAAGUAUUUUGUCACUGCACAAUGUAUUUUUGUAAUAUGCCCUGUGGAAAAGUAGCAGGAGAUAACAUUUCUUAAUCUUUAUGAUUAUCUUCAGCAACUCUGCAUUGGCACAAAUUGUGCAGACUUAAACACCGUGCUGUGCUUAGGUACAAAUUGGGAAAUAUUUUUGCAUAUCAGUGAUGUAAGCAGGGAGUGUAUGGGAAGCUACCACACAUGAAUAUCUCGUUUUUCAGGUGAAAUUGAUACUGAAUGCAAUUCCUAGUUUUAAGCAUGGCGAUAGGAUUUUUCCAUUGUAAUAGCUGAGAAUUGCUGCUGUUUUAAGAAGGCACUAGAGAUUGCUCUUAAGCGUAUUACAAAUAAUUAGAACAAUGAGAUGCAGUAGAGGGAAUAUUGGAUUUAAAGAUGGAAUCCCAGCUGAACCUAUGGACUAUGCUUUCUCAAUGUUCAUCCAUCUCCCAUCAUGUUUAUGAGGAUGGUUGAGACCAGGAUUGUGAAAAAAACAAAUCUGGAAAUGUAAACAUACGGUAAGUAUAAAGUAGAACAGAACACUUAAAAAGAAAGCAUUGUGAAAUCCCUCUUAAUUGUAAUGUUAGUUCAUAUAAAGCUUUUGUAAUUUUAACAUUAUUCGUAUUUAGCCUUGAAAUCCAGUUUUGGAUUGAGGGUGCUUUAUACAUUUUUAAACUAAAUGCAACACCGAAACCUCAUUACUGAAGAGCAGCAAAGGGACAGUAGAGUAGAAAACAUUAGAUAAGAGGGUGAGAAGUCAGAUCACCUACGAGAAUGGAAGGGUUUGUGAAGAGAAAGCCCUCUCCUGCUCGUCUCUCCCCCACCCCAGUUGUUCAGCCCCUUUGCAAGCUGCCUUCAAGUACUUCUGCGACCUUAUUCAAUCUGGUUAACUUCCCAUGUUACUGUUUCCAAACCUAACCCUGCGGAAAGCCAUUUAAUUAGGCUUUAAUUUGAUUUUGACCUGUUUUUAGGAGGUAAUUUAAUUAUUGUUCGAUUUUAUACCAGUGUUAUAUAUCUGAUGUUAGCCGCCCUGAGCCCAACUUCGGCUGGGGAGGGUGGGAUAUAAAUAAAAGUUGUUUUUUUAUUAUUAUUAUUACUAUUACUAUUAUUACUAUGUAGGUGGGGUUGUAGUCAUGGCGCCAGUUCCCACAGCCUUCCUCCGAGCGUGGGGCUGAGCAAGGUAGGCUCACUUGGGCUGGGAGGAACUUUGCUGGCCAACUUCCUGCUCCACAGCAACCUAAGAUGAGAAUUGU